Molecule: messenger RNA, 2780 nt
Organism: Aspergillus heteromorphus CBS 117.55
Lineage: Eukaryota; Fungi; Ascomycota; Eurotiomycetes; Eurotiales; Aspergillaceae
Gene: luA
Product: 3-isopropylmalate dehydratase LEU1
Exons: 2
Coding region: 134-2446 (770 amino acids)
Biological process (GO): L-leucine biosynthetic process
Cellular component (GO): 3-isopropylmalate dehydratase complex
Molecular function (GO): 4 iron, 4 sulfur cluster binding; 3-isopropylmalate dehydratase activity
Source: RefSeq, a predicted model, not a curated record
CUCUCCUUGGCUGACAGCCUUUCCUCCCGUCUUUCCCCUUAGCCUAUACCCUCGAAUCUCUUCUUCCACCACUGCUUCCUCACUUCUUCUUCUUCCCACUCCACUUUCUAUACUUCCUCUAUACUUGCCCAUCAUGCCUGGCGCUGAUAGGAAACCCAAGACCUUGUAUGACAAGGUCCUGGACCACCACAUCGUCAACGAGCAGGAAGAUGGCACUCUCCUGAUCUACAUCGACAGACAUCUGGUUCACGAAGUCACAUCCCCCCAGGCUUUCGAGGGUCUGAAGAAUGCUGGUCGUCCAGUCCGCCGGCCGGACUGCACUCUGGUGACCGUUGACCACAACAUUCCCACCUCCUCCCGCAAAAACUUCAAGAACGUCGACGAAUUCAUCGAGGAAAGCGACUCCCGCCUCCAAUGCUCCACCCUCGAAGAGAACGUCAAGGACUUCGGUCUGACCUACUUUGGCAUGGGCGACAAGCGUCAGGGUAUCGUCCACAUCAUCGGACCCGAGCAGGGGUUCACCCUCCCCGGCACAACGGUCGUCUGCGGUGACAGCCACACCUCCACACACGGUGCCUUCGGUGCCCUCGCCUUCGGUAUCGGUACCAGCGAGGUCGAGCACGUCCUCGCCACCCAGACCCUCAUCACCCGCCGCAGCAAGAACAUGCGCAUCCAGGUCGAUGGUGAGCUCCCCGCCGGUGUCACCAGCAAGGACGUGGUCCUUCACAUCAUCGGUGUCAUCGGUACGGCCGGUGGUAACGGUGCCGUCAUCGAGUUCUGUGGAUCCGUCAUCCGCAACCUGAGCAUCGAGGCCCGUAUGUCCAUGUGCAACAUGUCCAUCGAGGCUGGUGCUCGUGCCGGCAUGGUCGCCCCCGAUGAGAUCACCUUCGAGUACCUCAAGGGCCGGCCCCUCGCCCCCAAGGUCGACAGCCCCGAGUGGAAGAAGGCCGUCAACCACUGGUCCAGCCUGGCCUCUGACGAAGACGCCGUCUACGACAAGACCGUCCUGAUUGACGGCAAGGAUAUCAUCCCCACCAUCUCCUGGGGUACCUCCCCCCAGGACGUCAUCCCCAUCAACGGCGUCGUGCCCGGCCCCGACGACUUCGAGGAUGAGAACCGCAAGCUCGCCUGCAAGCGUGCCCUGCAGUACAUGGGUCUCACCGCCGGAACCCCCAUGAAGGACAUCCAGGUCGACAAGGUCUUCAUCGGAUCCUGCACCAACGCCCGUAUCGAGGAUCUGCGCGCCGCCUCCAAGGUUGUCCGCGGCAAGAAGAUCGCCUCCAACAUCAAGCGUGCCAUGGUCGUCCCCGGUUCCGGUCUGGUCAAGCAGCAGGCCGAGUCCGAGGGUCUCGACAAGAUCUUCACCGACGCCGGUUUCGAAUGGAGAGAAGCCGGAUGCUCCAUGUGUCUCGGCAUGAACCCGGACAUCCUCUCCCCCCAGGAGCGCUGCGCCAGUACCUCCAACCGGAACUUCGAGGGCCGUCAGGGAGCCGGUGGCCGCACCCACCUGAUGUCCCCCGCCAUGGCCGCUGCCGCCGCCAUCGUCGGCAAGCUCGCCGACGUCCGCGAACACAUCAUCUCCAGCCCGGUCCUCGGCAAAGCGCAACCCAAGAUCGACGUCCAACAAACCUACGAGGAGCCCUCAACCGAAGACGAACUCGAGCGGAUCAUGGACCUCCCCGGCGACAACGAGCCGCACACCAACUCGUCCGCCGGCAGCGGUUCCAGCGCCGGACUCCCCAAAUUCACCACCCUCAAGGGCAUCGCCGCUCCCAUGGACCGCUCGAACGUCGACACCGACGCGAUCAUCCCCAAGCAAUUCCUCAAGACGAUCAAGCGCACGGGUCUCGGCAGCGCCCUGUUCUACGAACUGCGCUACAAAGACGGCGCCGAGAUCCCCGACUUCGUCCUCAACCAGGGCAUCUACCGCGACUCCAAGAUCCUGGUCGUGACGGGUCCCAACUUCGGCUGCGGCAGCUCCCGCGAGCACGCGCCCUGGGCGCUCCUCGACUUCGGGAUCAAGUGCAUCAUCGCGCCCUCCUUCGCGGACAUCUUCUUCAACAACACCUUCAAGAACGGCAUGCUCCCCGUGGUCAUCUCCGACGAGGCCGUUCUGCAGAAGAUCGCCGCCGAGGCUCACGCCGGCCGCGAGGUCGAGGUCGAUCUCGUCAACCAGGAGAUCAAGGACGCGGAGGGCAACAAGCUCGCGUCGUUUGAUGUCGACGGUUUCCGCAAGCACUGCCUCAUCAACGGCCUCGAUGAUAUCGGUCUCACUCUCCAGAUGGAGAGCAAGAUCCGGGCUUUCGAGUCCAAGCGCACCCUCGAGACUCCCUGGCUCGAUGGCAGUGGUUACCUGAAGCGUGGUAACCGUGCCACUAUGGUCCAGGCCGCUCCUGUCCCCAAGACGAACAGGGGUGAUAUCAAGAAUGAGCCUUUGGAGUGGUAGACAUUUGCAGAUGCAUCAAUUGCUUUUGCUUUUAUGUACAUGCACGAGGACGGACGGACUCUUGAUACGACCAUAAUGUAGCUGCUUUUCUUUUUGUUUAUGUUUUUCUUUUUGUUUUACACUCUGUUUGACUUUCGGUUAUAUAUCACUCUUCGUUCUGGGGAAAAACGACUGGACUUGACUUGACUUGAUUGGCUACACGGAUGGGACUUUAUUGCAUUGGGUUGGAUGGGCCCUUCCAAGGAAGGAAGGAAGGAAGCGAGAAGAGGAAACUCAAUCCCAUGAGAUAGGGCUAAUAAAUACCUUACCUACUAUUUAUAAAUAAACAUUUUGU